Molecule: messenger RNA, 1992 nt
Organism: Sciurus carolinensis (gray squirrel)
Lineage: Eukaryota; Metazoa; Chordata; Mammalia; Rodentia; Sciuridae
Gene: Plpp7
Product: phospholipid phosphatase 7 (inactive)
Exons: 2
Coding region: 252-1067 (271 amino acids)
Cellular component (GO): nuclear envelope
Molecular function (GO): sphingosine-1-phosphate phosphatase activity
Source: RefSeq, a predicted model, not a curated record
CCUGCGGCUCCAUUGGAGCUGGCCCGCCAUGGGUGGACUCAUUGGCUGUCCAGCUGGCACUGACGUCCCCUCGGAGCCUGGUGGCCGCCGGAGGUAAACAGCCACAUGCGAUCCUCCACUCUAUAUUUAACAGCCGCUGCGGAGAAGCAGGCAGCGCUGGCGGCACUCGGGACGGCCCUUGCCUUUGGGGAGAAGGCCCUCGGAGCGCCAGCCGGGCAGGCACCGGCCUGCUCAGGGUGAGCGAGGUCACCAUGCCAGCUUCCCAGAGCCGGGCCCGCGCCCGGGACCGCAGCAAUGUCCUCAACAGGGCCGAGUUCCUGUCCCUGAACCAGCCCCCCAAGGGAACCCCAGAGCCCCGCAGCUCGGGCAGAAAGGCCUCGGGGCCAUCAGUGCAGCCCCCACCCACUGGCGAUGGGGCCCGCGAGCGGCGCCAGUCGCAGCAGCUGCCCGAGGAGGACUGCAUGCAGCUGAACCCCUCCUUCAAGGGCAUCGCCUUCAACUCCCUGCUGGCCAUCGACAUCUGCAUGUCCAAGCGGCUGGGGGUGUGUGCUGGCCGGGCCGCGUCCUGGGGCAGCGCCCGCUCCAUGGUCAAGCUCAUCGGCAUCACCGGCCACGGCAUCCCCUGGAUCGGGGGUACCAUCCUCUGCCUGGCGAAGAGCAGCACGCUGGCCGGCCAGGAGGUGCUCAUGAACCUGCUUCUGGCUCUGCUUCUGGACAUCAUGACGGUGGCCGGGGUGCAGAAGCUCAUCAAGCGGCGGGGCCCGUUCGAGACGAGCCCCGGCCUCCUGGACUACCUCACCAUGGACGUCUACGCCUUCCCCGCCGGGCACGCCAGCCGCGCGGCCAUGGUGUCCAAGUUCUUCCUCAGCCACCUGGUGCUGGCGGUGCCCCUGCGCGUGCUGCUGGUGCUCUGGGCCUUCUGCGUGGGCCUCUCUCGCGUGAUGAUCGGGCGCCACCACAUCACGGACGUCAUCUCGGGCUUCAUCAUCGGCUACUUCCAGUUCCGCCUGGUGGAGCUGGUCUGGAUGUCCUCCAACACCUGCCAGAUGCUCAUCUCUGCCUGGUGACCGCCUGCUCGCCGGCCUGCCCGGGGCUCGGGACCCCGGGGGCCGGGAGAGGUGGCAGGAGGCGGGAUGGGCCCAGACAGGGGAGCCAGGCAGCCCCUGGGUCAGUGCUGCCCCGUCUCAGUGUCCCCUCCUGGUUGGAGUCGGUGGUCUAGGUGGACCCCAGGACUGGCAUGCUCUGCAGUGCCAUGCCUCUUGCCCCUUUCCCAGGACUCGAAUGUCCUCUCCAGGUGGCCAGGGCCUGCCUCUGUGAUGGGCCUGCUCAGCCUGCGCGCUGGAGACACAGGCGGGAACGCAGGCUGCAGCCGGCCGGGGUGUGAUCUUAUCUGUCCUUUCAUGGUGGUGACUGUUGUGUUCUUGGCUGUGCCCAUCACGCCACAGCACGAUGCCCGGCCACUGCCCCUUCCCACCACCCAGUGCAGGUGCCAUUGCCAUUAACAGUCACCCACAGCUUCGGGCAGCACUUUCCAAAGGGUGCCCGCAGGACACCGACCGGCAGGACACUGCGGGGGGGAAAAGGGUCCUGUGGUCCAAUACAUUUGGGAAGUGCUGCACUCUGCCCAUCGAGGACCUUCACGAGGGCCACCUUGCUGUAAAGGCUCCGGCAAGUCCUGCUCAACCUCGUUUCCUAAACUUACUGGACCACAGGACCCUUUUCUUGAGGGACAGCUAUUGAUCCCGGAGCCACCAUUUCCUAAGGCGCACUGCCCGGGAGCCAAGGGGCCUGAGAUGUGAGCUGGCCUCUUCCCACACCCAGCCCCAGAGCCUGGGGGACCAGGAGCCCAGCCCUCAGAGCGCAGGUCACAGCCCAGGGGCCUCGGUGCGGCUUUGGCCCCCAGGGGCCGGACUCUGUGAGACCUAAUAGGUCGUUUCCAAGUCAGCUGAUCUGGACGUGCAUUUCCUGUGACAAUACAGACGAUUUGCAAGC